This is a messenger RNA of Micromonas pusilla CCMP1545, 13446 nucleotides long. RefSeq lists its product as uncharacterized. The coding region runs from base 1 to 13446 and encodes 4481 amino acids. Lineage: Eukaryota; Viridiplantae; Chlorophyta; Mamiellophyceae; Mamiellales; Mamiellaceae. The transcript has 5 exons. The record is from RefSeq and is a predicted model, not a curated record.
AUGACGCGUCCCGGCGCGCGCGGCGGCGACGGCGACCCUCCGACGCCGUCCACGCGCUACGCCGGCGUCGUCGACCCCGCGUACGCGUCGUCCGACGACGACGACGACGCGUUCACGCCGCCCCUCCGCCCGCCGUUCGUCGCGUCCGACGGAUCGCCGUCGACGUCCGCCUCGCCGACGCGGCCGCCGCGCGAGGUCGUCGCGCGGCGCUCCGUCGCGUGGGACGCGGACCUGGAGCGGUACGAGCCCGUGGAGUCGUCCUCCGCGCCGCCGCCGCCGCCGAUCCUGAAGCCGUCGCGCGGCGGAUGCGGCGGCGUCCUCGACGCGCUGUCGCCGCGGAAGCGACGCGAGCGACGCGAGGCGCGCGAGCGCGACGAGACGCGACGCCGCGACGCGUCCGCCGCGUCGGACGCGGCGACGCGCGCGGCCGUCGACGCCGCCGCGCGGUUCGACGAGAACGUCCCGCUGCCGGGCGAGGCGUUGCGGGGCGACGAGGAGGAGUUCUACGGCGGCGGAGCGGGGGGCGACGAGGAGGAGGAGGACGACAGCUGGCGUCGCGGCGUCGUCGGCGUCGGCGGGCGCGUCCGCGCGACGGCGACGACGACGUCCGCGCCGACGGCUUCGAUCGACGCGUCGCGCCGAGUCGCGGAGGAGGACGCGCUCGCGGCGCUGCGCGCGGCGUACGCCGCGGAGGAGGACGACCGACCGUCCACGAGCGCGGCGGCGCGAUUCUUCGCCGCGGACGUCGGCGACGGCGACGCGACGCGUUUCGAAUCCUACCCGGGGAUGGCGAAGUCCACCGUGGACGCGAUAUUAUACGGCAACGCGCUCGCGGGCGGCGAAGAGGAAGACGCCGAGGAGGAAGGCGCCGGAAGAAGAGUAGACGCGACGCGCGCGCGCGACGCGCGACGCGAAGAGCGGCGCCGGCGCCGCGAGCGCGAGCGCGAGGAAAACGCUGAGGAAGACGCCGGCGGCGGCCGAAAACCGCCGAACGACGACGCCGUCGUCGCGCCGUUCACCGUCGCCGUCGCGGACGCGGAGCUCAGCGCCGGCGCGCGCCCGGGGAUCGCGCUCGAGAUCGGCGACGACGUCGCGAGGAUGAAGCACGCGCUGGAGAACGUCGGCGCGGCGCGAGAGGCGCACCUCGCGGAGAUGCGAUCGUUUUUAUCGCGCGACGGCGGCGACCGCGGCGGCGGCGGCGGCGGCGGACGCGUGACCCUCGCGCCCGGCGCGACCUCGAUCCUCCCCCCGGGGAGCCCGUCCGCGUCCGUCGCGGAAGAGGCCGCGGAGGCGACCGCGCGCAUCGCGAUGAACGCCGCGCGCGUCGAGGAGACGGCGACGUACGCGAACCGGUUGGUCGCGGCGGCGAUCGAGCCGUCGCCGCCGCCGGCGGAUUGGCGCGCGACGAUGCAGCCGCAGUGGGCGUCCGAGGACGAGUGGACGUCCCCGCCGCCGACGCCGACGCCGAUCCCGAUCCCGAUCCCGUCGCCGAAGAUCGCCGUGGCGUCGUCGCCGCGGUCGUCCGCGGCGUUGGAGGCUGCCGCGAGCGCGGCGAGCGGCGCGACGCGACGCGCGACGGCGGACGCCGCGGCGGACGGCGACGAAGAGAUGCUCGAGGUGUUGCGCGUUCUCGAGGGCGUGACGACGACCGCGAGCGAGAUCGCGCGCGGCGGCGGCGGCGGCGCCAGACCCCGCGCGCGGGCCGCGCUGACGUUCGAUUGGAAUUGGAACGCGGACGCCGCGGACGCCGCGGACGCCGCGGACGACGGGAUCGAUCGCGCGCCGAGAGGGGACCUCGCCGUCGCGAUGGGUUUGCCGCGAUUCGAUCCGACGCGGAGAAGAGAGGUCACAUUCGGCCCGUCGUCGCGUCCGUCCGCGGCCGCCGCGCGCCGCGCGUGGGAGCCGCCGCGCGUGGGGUUCGGCAGCGCGACGACGCGCGAGGGCGAGCCCAGACGUGCGGGGAGGGGCGGGGACGCCGCGCGAGCGGUAGGCGGCGCCGUGCGUUGGCGCGGCGGCCCGCCGGAGCCAACGUCGGCGCCAGAGGCGUCGCGCGCGUCGGCGUCGGCGUCGGCGUCGACGUCGCCGCGCGCGAAAGAGAAAAGGAAGGAAGACUACUCGCACGUCGGGAGUAAGCUCAAGGAGCAGUGGGAGGCGUGGCGCGCGGGCACGGACGAGGGCGUCGCGGAGGAGAAGCGACGCGCGGAGAAGAUAAAACUCCGCGCGGGGCUUCGAGGGGUGCUCGUCGAUAUUCACGCCGCGACGACGGCGAUGGAGGCGGCGACGGCGGCGGAGUCGCCCACGGUGACGCAUUCGUCCGAGGAGAGCGUCUCCGAGGGGGACGACGCCCCGAAGCGGCGGCGAGCCGCGUUGGCCGUCAUCGAGAAGAACGCGCCGCCGCCCGCGUCGGUCGAGACGGCGACGGACGAGGAGGCGAGACGACGGGAAGAGAAGAAGAAACUGCGCGCGGGGCUCGUGGACAUGCUCGCCGACUUGCAGCGCGCGCGCGUGGACACCGCGGCGGGGACGUCCGAUGACGUGUCUCCCGCGACGAAACGCCGCGAAGAGAAGCGGAAACUGCGAGAGAGCCUGGAAGACAUGCUGUCGGACGUGCGCCGCGCGAAGGAACCGCCGUCGCCGCCGCUCCCGUCGCCGCCGGCGGCGCUCCCGGCGUCGCUUCCGGUCGCCCCCGCGGCGACGCUUCCCGCCGCGACGCCGACGCCGCUCGUCGUCGCGCGCGGCACGCGCGCGCGAAGCGCCGUCGCCGUCUCCGACGCCGCCGUCGGCACCGUAUCGUCGUCGCACGCGGCCGCGCAAACGUCCACGGCGGCGGCGGUGGAACUCGACGACGACGACGACGACGACGACGACGACGACGACGGCUCCGUCGCGUCCGACCGCGACGAUCUCCUCAUGACGACCGCGGGGGCGUACCAAGUCUUAGGGUACACCGAACGCGGAGAUCUCACGGAAGAGACCGGGACGCAGACGCUGUCGGCGCCGCCGCCGCCCGCGGACGAAGCGAAAGAGGAGGAGGCGAGGUUCGAACGCGAAGCCGCGGCGAUCGCGCGCGAGCUCGUGUCCGGCGCCGCGCGCGCCGCCGACGCCGACGACGCGUCGCCGUCGCCAUCGUGGCUUCGCCUGCAGCUCCGAGCCGUGCGCGUGCUCGCGCGCGCGCGCGAGGAGACGCACCGCGAGCGCGUCGCGGCGAUGUGCGAGCGUUUCCGCGACGCGGACGCGCGGCUGCGGGAGCAGGCGCGUUCUAUACACUGGUCCCCAUACGACCGCGUCGGCGAUGGCGCGCGGGAUGUGCGGACGAACGUCCGAAGGGUGUGGGUGAAGAACCGCGCGAAGCUUUUGGUCGCGUGCCUCGACGCGUUGAAAGAAAACGCGCGCAUCGCUGCCGUUUUCGAAUCCAAAGCCUCCACCGUCGCGGCAGAACGCCUGAGAAAACACGCGAGAGCUGGGCUCAAGCGCUGGCGAUUCAUCGCGGGCAGGGACGCGGAAGAGAAGAAGCGAAACGCGCUCGCGGACGCGGCGUACGGUCGCAGAGCCGCGGGCGCGGCGUUUUCGCAGUGGCGCGCCGCGCGCGUCGCGACCGACAUCGACGCGCACGUAACGUCCCUCGCGCGUACGUUUCGCGACAAACGCCUCGCCGUCGCGGCUCUCCACGCGUGGGCGAUGCAGACGAAAUCGGAAGACGUCUAUUACGCGCGCGCGAGCGAGAACUACGCGUUCGCGAGGGCGCGCGCGUUCAAAGACUCCUUCCUCGCCGGUCGCCGCGCGCGCGCGUGGCAAAUCAACGAGAUGCCCGAUCGAGCCGCGCGCGACGCCGCGAUGGACGCAUUCGUCGACGCUUACCGCGCGUGGUCGCGGUCGCGAGGGGCGCUUCAGGCGUGGAUCAUCGCGUGGCGCGCGACGAAGGACGCGCGCGGCGCGACGACGCGCGGCGCGGACGCCAUCGCGCGCGUCGUCGCCGAGUGCGACGGCAGCCGACGAAGAGCCGCCGCGCGCGACGCGUCGGCGACGCUCCGAGCGCUUCUGUCGCGGCGGCGGUACGUCGCCUCGGACGCGGACGUUCGGUGGGUCUCGCUCGCGAUCGCGCACAUGCGGCGCGCGCGCGAGGAGGAGACGAACGAGACGGCGUGGGAACGCGCGCGCGAGACGGAGACGGAGACGACGCGCGCGAACGACGAUCGCGACGACGCCGCCGCCGCGGACGCCGCCGCGUGGUCGAAGAAGUGGUGGUCGAGCACGCGCCCGCCCCGGGACCCGGACGCCGCGCCGGCGACGAAGACGCAGCGCGACGCCGCGGCGGCGAAGGUGUUCGACGACCCGGGGGUGCCGGACGACGACGACGGCGACGGCGACGACGCGACGGAGAGGGGAACGAAGAGCGCGAACGAAGAAGAAGACGCGGCGCGAAUCGACGUCGACGCGUCCGUCGUCGCGACGGACGCCGUCGUCGUCGCCGCCGACGCGCUCGCGCACACCGCGUCGUCCGCGUCCGUCGCGCACGCGGCGGCCGUCUCCGAGCGUCGCGUCGCCGCGGACGCCGCGCGACGCCGCGCCGCGGACGUCGCCGCGGAGACCGCGCAGACCAAGCUCGUCAUCGCGCGCGAACGCGCGGAGAUGGAGGCGUGGACCGUCGCCGGCGGCGACGCCGCGGUGUUUUCCGCGCUCGACGCCGAGUCGAGAUGGGUCGCGUCGGACGCGGCGGGCGCGUCGUCGUCGUCCGCCGCGGCCGCCGCCGCGAGAGAAGCCGAGGCGAACGCGAAAGACGCGGACGCGGACGCGUCGACGGCCGCGAACCUCGCGUCCGUCGCGACGGACAUCGCGUCGUUCGCGAGGGACGCGGCGAAGGCGACGGCGACGGCGGCGGCGGCGGCGGCGGCGGCGGCGCGGACGGCGGCGGCGGCGGACGCGGCGGCGCGUCUUUCGCGCGCGAGCGUGAACGCGUCGCGCGAGGUCGUCGCGGAGGCGGCGGCGGAGGCGGCGGCGAACGACGACGACGACGACGACGCGUCGGCGUCGGCGUCGAUCGCGAAGCUUCGAGAGCGAUGCGAGCGCGCGGAACGCGACGCGACGGACGAUGCCGCGGCGCUCGCGGCGGCCGCGGAGGCGUCCGCCGCUUUCAACGCCGCCUCGGACCGCGCGUCCGCUCGCCACGACGUCGUCCGCGUCGCGAUCGACGCGCUCGAGACCGCGCGCGCCGCGGUCAAGGCGUCCGCCGCGUGGCGCGACGACGCGACGCGACGCGUCGCGAACGCCGACGCGGAGGCGGCGGCGGCCGUCGCGGAGGCGGCGGGCGCGGAGGCGCGAGAGGCGUUUUGGUCCGAAAACCGCCACGCCGGGUCGGAGGAGAGUUCGCCGCCGCGCAUCGCGGCUUCGUGCGCGAUUUCCACGUGCGCUCGCGCCGCCUCAGACGCGGCUUCUGCCCUCGAAACGCACCCGUCGCGUCGAGUUUUCGCCGCCGCCGCGGAAGACGCGGAGAUGGCUGCGAACGACCAGCACGCGCUCGAUUACGUCGCGAUCGCGCGCGAUACCGCGCGCGCGGCCGAGGCUGAAGCGGCGGCGGCGAAAACUCGACGCGACGGGUGCGUUUCGAGGGCAGAAGCCGCGUCCGAGGCGGCGCGAGCGCACGUGGAAAUCGCGCACGAAGCCGCGAUGCGCGGCGGCGAACUCUCCUCCGACCCGGCGUGGCGGCUCGCGGUCGCGACGGAGGCCGAGGCUGAGUGCGCGCGCGCGGAGUUUGAUCUCAUCGAAGCGAACGCCGCCGCCGCGGUCGCGUCCGAUGAACUCCAUCGAAGAGAGAGCUCGGUCAACGCCGCGAACGCGAGCGCGUUCGCCGCCGCGGAGGAGGAGACGACGCGCGGGAACAGCCUCCGCGACGCGGCAAUCGCGGCGAAACGCGAAUUCGAAGACGCGGAGAAAGCCGCGACGCGCGCGGAGAACGACGCGGUGCUCAUGUCCGGCGGCGACGUCGCCGCGCUGCGCGCGGAGCGCGCGGAGUCGACCGCGCGCCACGUCGCGGAGUCGCGGCAGGCGUUGCUGGACGCGAAGCGGCACGCGGAGCGACGACGCACGCGCGCGGAGGAGGCGACGCGCGCGGCGCGAAAAACGCGCGCGGAACACGCGGACGUCUCGAAAGCGGCCAACACCGCGCGCGAUCGCCUCGCCGCAGCCGCGGACGCCGCGAGGAAACUCGUCCGCGCGUCUGUUACCGCCGCGAGCCGCGCGGACGCGGCGUCGCUCGCCGCGGCGCGCGCGCGCGACGCGACGCGCGCGGGCGCGCGGUGGAAAAAGGCGGCGGAGGUUUUGAAACGACGCGCGUCGAAAGCGCGCGAGCUCGCCGCCGUCGCGAGAGACCGCGCGACGUACGCCGCGUCCGACGCGCGGCUCGCCGCGGGCGCGGGUGGCAACCGCGACGAGGCCCGCAGAGCGUCGUGCGCCGCCGCGGACGCCGCGGAAGACGCGACGAAGGCCGCCGCGAGGGCGCGCGCGAUCGAGGACGCGACGCGCGACGCGCGGCUCGUCGCCGCCGCCGCCGACGCGCUCGCGUCGACGACGCGCGAGGACGCGGCGACGCAUCUCGAAGCGAGCGACGUCGCGACCGCGUCCGAGGACGCCGCGAUCAAGGAGCUGGAAGCGCUCGUCGCGGGGGUGACGCGCGCGGCGGCGGCGGCGGAGACGUUCGUCGCGCGCGCCGCGGAGACGGAAGCGGCGGCGCUCGCCGCGGAGGCGGAGGCGGCGGCGGCGUUGAAAGCGACGGCGCUGACCGCCGCGGAGGCUGAAGCCUCCGCGCUGGAGGGCGAGAAGAAGAUCCUCGAAGCGAAAGCCGAGAUCGCGGCGAAAGCGCGCGAGGCGUCCGCCGCGGAAGCGCGGCGAAGGGUCGAGCGCGCGCGCGCGGCGGCGGCGGACGAGGCGAAAGCCGCGGCGGAUUUCGAAUCUCGCAUGCGACGCGAACGCGCCGAGCUCGAACGCCUCCGCGCGGUCGAGGACGCCGCGGCGACCAAGGCGGCGACGGAGCGCGAGAACGCGCGCCGCGCGCUCGAGCGCGAGCUCGAGCGCCGGCGAGAGGUGGACGCCGCGCGAGCGCUCGUGGAAGCGCACGAGGCGGAGACGACCCGGCGCGCGGAACUCGCCGCGCUCGCCGACGCGCGCGAGAAGGACUUGCACGCCGUCGAGGACGCCGCCGCCGCCGCGCUCGCUGCCGUGCAGCUCGCGGAGGCCAAGUCGAUCGCGGAAGCGCGCGUGAGAGCCGCGGAGGACGCGUCCGCGGCGGCGUCGAGAGCGCGCGAGGAGACCGCGGCGGCGGCGGCCGAGGCGGCGGCGAGCGCGGCGGCGGCGGCGGCGGCGGCGCGCGCCGCGGAAGCCGAGCGCGAGGCUCGCGAGGCGGACGUCGCGGAGGAGGAGCGAGAGCAGCUCGCGGCCGUGGAGAUUAUUCGACUGAAGCGCGUCGCGGAAGAGCGCGUGGCGAGGGCGACCGCGGACGCGCGCGAGGCGAUCCGGGUCGAGCGCGAGACGCGAGAGGCGGUGGAGCGCGCGACCGCGGACGCGGCGAAUGCGGCGGCGCGCGAGCGAAGGCUUCGCGACGCGUCCGAAGCCGCGGCGGCGGCGGCGAACGAGCUCGACGUCGAGCGCCCGCGAGCGCGGAUGAACGAGGCGAACGCGCAGGCGGAGAUGGCGCGAGCGGAGGCGGACGCCGCCGCCGCGGCGGCGGCGACGGCGGCGGCGGCGCUUUGCCCGAGUCCGCCGCCGCAACCCCCCGCGCCCGCCGCUUCGGCGUCGGCGUCGCCGGCGCCGGCGCCGGCGAUCGCGUCGCCGCCGAUGCGAACGUCGUCGUCCGCUUCCAUCGGCGGCGUCGGGACCUCGCCGCCGCGCACGCCGACGCCGGAGACGAUCUUCGCGAAGGCUGCGGCGGACGACGCGGCGAACGCGGCCGCGGACCGCGCGGAGGUGGCGACGCGGGAGGCGACGCGCGCGACGCGCGAGUACGAGCGCACGUCCGAGGACCCGCGUUUCGCGGAGGAAUUCGAGCGCGCGAAGAAACGGCACGACGACGCGGUCGCGGCGAUCGCGAAAGAAACCGCCGAUCUGAAGGCGUUAUACGAAUCCAAAGCGGCCGCGGACGUCGCCGCCGCCGAAGCGGAAGCGCGCGCCGCGGACGCGCGCGCGAGGCAAUCCGCCGCGGAGACGGAAGCGGAACGACUCGCGCGCGUCGAGGAGGAGACGAACGACGCGCGGCGGCGGCGGACGAUUGCGAAAGUCAAAGCGAUGCACGCCGCGGACGUCUCCGAGGCGGAAUCCGAAGCGUCGCGCGCGGCGGAGACGGAACGACGCGAGCGCGCGGCGUACGCGGAGGCUGCGCGCGCCGCGGACGCGGCGAACGCGUGGGUGAACGCCUCGAAAGCCGCGGCGAGGGACGCGAAGGAACAGGAGAAGCUCGCCGCCGCCGCCGCCGCCGCCGCCGCCGCCGCCGUCGAGACGAAGGCUGAGUGCGAACGCAAAGCCGCGGACGCGCAAAAAGAAGCGGACGCGCGCGCCGCGGCCGCGGUCGCGAACGCGACGCGCGAGGCGGAGAACGCGGUGCGCCUCGCGCGCGCGGCCGCCGCCGCGGCGAUCGACGCCGCCGUCGCCGACGCGAACGAAGCCGUGCGCGUCGCGAGAGCGACGUUGGAGACGCGCGAGAAGGAAUCCGCGGCCGCGCUCGCGCGCGCGAAGGACGACGACGCCCUCCUCGACGCGAAGCGCAGGGCGGAGAUCACGCGCGAGCGCGACGACGCGCGCGAGGCGUUGCGCGCGGCGGAGAGCGACGCGAGGGCGACCGUCGCCGAGGCGCGACGCGACGCGGAAAAGAAGUCGUCGGACGCGAAGCGUCGCGCCGAGACGGAUAAGCGCGCCACGAUCGCCGCCGCGAAGGCGGCCGCGAGAGCGCAGAUCGACGCCUCUCGCGAGGCUUUAAACGACGCGCGAAGGGAGUCGACGACGGCGGCGCGCGCGAAGACGCGCGCGAUGCGCCGCGCGGCGGACGCGGAGAGGGAGACGGAGGAGGUGCGGAAAAACGCGCGCGACGCCGAGGCGCGCGCGGAUGCGGCGGAGCGCGCGGCGGCGGCGGCGAAGGACGCCGCGCUCGCCGCGGAGCGCGACGCGGAGCGCGCCGCGCUCGAGGCGUCCGAGGCGCAGGCGGCGGCGAGUCGCGAGGUCGCGAAGCACCAGCGCGCGCUGACGCCCGAACGCGGCGGCGGCGGCGGCGGCGGGAUCGCCCCCGACCGACGACGGGACGAGCGCGCGAGCGCGGAGGUGGACGAGUGGCGCGAACGCGCGAGGCUCGCGCGCGCGGCGGCGUCGAGGGAGCGCGAGCGCGCGAAGGACGCCGCGUCGCGGGAGACCGCCGCGCGCGCGGAGGCGGCGGACCUCGGCGCGAAGGACCGCGCGAAGGUGUUGGCGAUGGAAGAGAAGGUGAAGCGUCUGAAGCGCGACGCGGCGGCGAAGGAGAAGGAGGUGCAAAAGAGAAUCGACGCCGGCGCGGCGGCGGCGGCGGCUUUCGCGGCGGACGAGGCUGCCUGUACCGCCGCGGCCGAGGCGGAAGCGCGCGCGCGCGAGGCCCACGCGUUAGAAGCGAGCGAAGCGGAGAAGGACGCCGCGGAGAGAGCCGCGGAGGAAGCGGCGUCGCGCGCGGCGGUCGCCGCGGCGGCGGCGGCGUCCUCAGCGGCGACGGAGGAGGCGCGAUCCGCCGCGAAAGCCGCCGCGGAAGACGCCGCGUCGUGGCGCCGCGAGGCGGACUUCCUCGCGAAGGAGUGGUUCGACGCGAAGACCGCCGCGAAAGCCUCGGACGCGCGCCACGAGCGCCGCGCGAACGAACUCGCGCUCGCGGCGGCGCACGCGGAGCGAGAGCGCGCGCGACUCGAGAGGGAAAACGCCGCGAACCGCGCGGAGAUUGAACGCGUCGUCGCGGACGCCGCCGCCGCGUGGGAGAUGGCCGCGGACGCCGCGCGCGCCGCGGAGGACGCGGAGAAUGCGCGCGAGAUGGCGAUCGCCGAGGAGGCGACGCGCGCCGCGGAGGCGAAUUCGCGCGCGGAGGAGGCGCUACGCGCGGCGGAGGCGCACGACCGGGAGGCGACGCGGCUCGACGCCGUCCGCGAGGAGGAACGCGCGAUGAUCGAGACGGCGGCGGCCAAGGCUCGCGAGGCGAUCGACGCGAUCGACGGCGCGGUCGCGGUCGCGGUGGCGAACGCGCGGAGGCUUCGAGACGCCGCGGAGGCGGCGGAGGCGGCGCGGACGCGCGCGGCGAGGGACGCGGCGACCGCGGACGUGGAGCGACGGCGCGUCGCGAACGGCGCGGAGAUUAAAAUUCGCGAGCUCGAGCGCCGCGCGCGCGAGAGCGACGAGGAGGCGUCGACGCACGCCGUAAAGCUGAGGGACGCGGAAGCUCGCGCGUCCGCCGCGGAGGCGGCGUUGAUCAAGGCGGAGAUCGCCGCCGCGGAGGCGGCGAAGAAGGCUGAGCGGGACGUCGCGAACGCGGCGCUCGCGUCCGCGUCCGCGUCCGCGGCGGCGGCGGCGCCGGCGGCGCCGGCGGCGUUGACGGCGGACAUCGGCGUGGUGACGAUGACGACGGGGACGCGCGGGCCGUCGCUGCCGUCUCGCGCGCCGCGCGACGCCGCGCGCAGAUGUCUCGCGGCGAAGCGCGCGGCGCGCGCGGCGGCGGCGACGGUCGCGCUGGCGCCGGUCGAGGAGGCCGCGGCGCCGCCGCCGCCGUCUCGGUCGCGGGCGGCGGACGACGUCGCGCGAGAGGAGGCGCGCGCCGCGGCGACGAGGCGACGGAUCGAGACGCGCGAGACGUACGCCGCGCGCGAGCGGACGCGAGCGACGACGAGGCCGAAACCGCCGGUGCCGCCGCCGCCGUCGUCGUCGUCGGGCGCGAUGAACGCUAUCGUGACGGUCGCGAGAGCGCCGUUUAAUCCGUUCGCGAGCGCGGAGCUCGACCCCCGGCGAUCCGCGGAGAUCGAACGAAGAGUCGAGGCGCGCCGCGCCGUCGGCGGGAAGCGAAAAGCCUCCGCCGCCGGCGACGGUUCGUCUUCCACCGUGACGUCAUCGCUCGCGCGCGAGUCGGCGUUCGCCGCCGCGGAAGAUGCCGCGCGUCUCGCGGAAGCGGAAGCCGCGGAGGCGGCGCACCGACGCGCGGCGAGACGCGCGGGCGCGCGCGUUCGCGCGUCGCGAGCGCGCGAUCUCUCGACGCGUCCCGAGUCCGAGCCCCCGAAUUCGCCUUCGCCUUCGACGUCCUCGCCGUCGAAGCUCCAGGAGUUGAAAGUCGCCGCCGCGAUCGCCGCCGCGGCCGAGCGCGUCGCGACGCGGCGGUCGUUCGCGGCGGAACAUUCGGACGCGGAGAAGACGAGAGCGUCGGUGCCGACGUUCUUACGCGUCGCCGCGCGCGACGACGCGGCGCGGAAAUCACGCGACGAAAUCGCGUCGAUAAAGUCCUCGGGCGGCGACGCGAACGCGAACGCGAACGCGACGCGACGGUCGUUCCCUCCGGCGCCAGCCUGGCGGCCGUCCUCGAGCGCGACAGUCGCGUCCGCGAGGGCGUCCCUGGACGCCGCGGAUGGCGCGCCGGCGAGGAGGAAGCCGGAGAUGUGGUCGUCGCUCGACCUCUCGAGACCGAAACGGCGGAAGGUCGGUCGGAGCGUGACGUUCGCGCGCGGGGCGUUCACGACGAGGAUCUCCGCGGACUUCCCGCGCGGGUUCGACGACGACAGCGACGAGGACGACGCGGUCGCGGACGCGAUCGACGACGCGGAGGCGGCGGAGUGGAACGAAGAACGACGCGCCGAGGGCGUUCUUCUCGCGCUUCGCGCCAACGUCGCGCGACGAAAAAUGAAAACCGCGCUGCACGCCGCGGCGGCGCGACACGCGCGCCGCCGCGCGCUGACGCGCGAUCUCCGGUUCUGGCACGCCACGGCGAAGAGAAACGCACUCUUACGGCGCGUUUUCACCAUCUGCGAGAAAGCCUGGCGCGCGCACGUGCGCGUCCACGGCGUGCACCUGAGCCCCGAGGACGUCCGAACGAUUUCCGUCGCGCGAGAAGGCCUCGCCGUCUGGCGCGCCGCCGCGGCGAGACGACGCCGCGCGCACGCCAAAAAAGUCGCGCUCGUCCGCGCGGAGACGUACCGACGCCUGAGCGUCUCGCGCCGGCAUCUGCUCGCGUGGCGCGCGGCGCUUCGCGCGGCGAGAGCGCGAGAGCGCGCGUACGCGACGUUCGCCGACGCGUUCGCUUCGUGGCGCGUCGAGGCGAAAACCGCCGCCGCCGUGCGAGAGGAGGCGGCUCGCGCGCGUUUCUCGCGGCUGUGGCUCGACUGGCGCGCGCGCGCGGCGACGACCGCCGCGGUCGCUCGCAUGCGCCGCCGCGCGUUGACGCGCGCGGCCGCGCCCGCGCUGCACGGCUGGCGGAUCGUCGUCCUCGCGCGCGCGCGUCGACGGCUGACGCGCGAGAUGAACGUUCUGAUCGCCGGCCGCCGCCGCAUGUGGGCCGCUUGGCGGGCCUGGUGUCUGGGUCCCGGGUGCGCGGCGCUGACGCGCGGCGCGCCGACGCCGCUGCCGCCGGAGCACGCGGACGCGCGGCGGAAGCGGUUCAAGACGACGCGCGACGCGCUGCGGGAUAUCGUCUUGCGGCCGACGCGCGAGCGAAAUUUCUCGCGACGCGUCGCGGCGGCGUGGAGACGCGCGGCGCGAGACGCGGCGCGGACGCGCGCGGCUUUCGCGGAAGCCGCGGAGACGAUGACGCCAGAGGACAUCACGUCGCUGCGCGGGCGGCCGCUGUCCGCGUGGCGCGCGCGCGCGGCGGAGAUCGCCGACGCGCGAGACGCCGCGCGCGCGGACGAGCGAUGGGUCGGCGGUCUGCGAGGAGAUUUGCAUCGUUCGCGAGACGACGACGACGACGUCUUCGCGGACGACGCCGUCUGGGCGCCGCCGCCGUCGCCGCCGCGCCGCGCGCGACGCGCGAACCCGCCGCUGCCGCACGUCGUCCGCGUGCCGCGGUCUUCCCCCCCUCGCGAUCGCCGCGCGACGGCGACGGCGACGGCGACGACGGGCGGCGGCGCGGGCGCGGGCGCGGGCGCGGGCGCGACGGUCGACGUCCGGGGACGGUUCGAAUUCCGAGACGUCCGCGUCGCGGCGGGCGCGUGCGCGGCGACGCACGACGGGAACAUCGCGGCGGGGAUCACGGCGUUUGAAUCCGCGCGCGGCGUGCGGUUCUUUCCGCCCACGGCCGCGGCGAGCGAGGGGGUUACUCCGCGCGAAGAGAGAGGGAGAGAGGAGGAGGAGGAGGAAGAAGAAGUGGAUGAAGAGGGAGAGGAAGAACGCGAGGAAGGAGGCGAGAUGGACGAGGAGACCGGGUUGGAUCCCAGAGACGUCGCGACGUUGUUCGCGAUGCGCGAGUCCUGGGGCGGGUAG